Pongo pygmaeus (Bornean orangutan) is the source of this 5207-nucleotide messenger RNA. It is a transcript of the gene GTF2I, whose product is annotated as general transcription factor IIi. NCBI's taxonomy places the organism in Eukaryota, Metazoa, Chordata, Mammalia, Primates, Hominidae. Gene Ontology annotation, molecular function: DNA-binding transcription factor activity. Gene Ontology annotation, biological process: transcription by RNA polymerase II. Gene Ontology annotation, cellular component: nucleus. The transcript is spliced from 34 exons. Bases 135 to 3347 code for a protein of 1070 amino acids. The record is from RefSeq and is a predicted model, not a curated record.
CUAAGAUCUACGGGAAGAAUGAGUCUUCCAUCCGUGAAAUUGUGAAGAAGGAAAAAGAAAUUCGUGCUAGUUUUGCUGUCUCACCUCCAACUGCUAAAGUGACAGCCACAGUGCGUGAUAAGUGCUUAGUUAAGAUGGAACAGGCUCUGCAUUUGUGGGUGGAAGAGAUGAACAGAAAACGUGUUCCCAUUGACAGCAACAUGUUGCGCCAGAAAGCCUUGAGCCUGUACCAAGACUUCAGCAAGGGUUGCUCUGAAACUGACACCAAGCCAUUUACUGCGAGUAAGGGAUGGUUACACAGAUUCAGGCAUAGAUUCUCACAUCAUUACAAGAAGAAGAAGAAGGGGAUCAUGGCCCAAGUUGCAAUGUCCACCCUGCCCGUUGAAGAUGAGGAGUCCUCGGAGAGCAGGAUGGUGGUGACAUUCCUCAUGUCAGCACUCGAAUCCAUGUGUAAAGAACUGGCCAAGUCCAAAGCCGAAGUGGCCUGCAUUGCAGUGUAUGAAACAGAUGUGUUUGUCGUCGGAACUGAAAGAGGACGUGCUUUUGUCAAUACCAGAAAGGAUUUUCAAAAAGACUUUGUAAAAUAUUGUGUUGAAGAAGAAGAAAAAGCUGCAGAGAUGCAUAAAAUGAAAUCUACAACCCAGGCAAAUCGGAUGAGUGUAGAUGCUGUAGAAAUUGAAACACUCAGAAAAACAGUUGAGGACUAUUUCUGCUUUUGCUAUGGGAAAGCUUUAGGCAAAUCCACAGUGGUACCUGUACCAUAUGAGAAGAUGCUGCGAGACCAGUCGGCUGUGGUAGUGCAGGGGCUUCCAGAAGGUGUUGCCUUUAAACACCCCGAGAACUAUGAUCUUGCAACCCUGAAAUGGAUUUUGGAGAACAAAGCAGGGAUUUCAUUCAUCAUUAAGAGACCUUUCUUAGAGCCAAAGAAGCAUGUAGGUGGUCGUGUGAUGGUAACAGAUGCUGAUAGGUCAAUACUAUCUCCAGGUGGAAGUUGUGGCCCCAUCAAAGUGAAAACUGAACCCACAGAAGAUUCUGGCAUUUCCCUGGAAAUGGCAGCUGUGACAGUAAAGGAAGAAUCAGAAGAUCCUGAUUAUUAUCAAUAUAACAUUCAAGCAGGCCCUUCUGAAACUGAUGAUGUUGAUGAAAAACAGCCCCUAUCGAAGCCUUUGCAAGGAAGCCAUCAUUCUUCAGAGGGCAAUGAAGGCACAGAAAUGGAAGUACCAGCAGAAGAUUCUACUCAACAUGUCCCUUCAGAAACAAGUGAGGACCCUGAAGUUGAGGUGACUAUUGAAGAUGAUGAUUAUUCUCCACCGUCUAAGAGACCAAAGGCCAAUGAGCUACCGCAGCCACCAGUCCCGGAACCCGCCAACGCUGGGAAGCGGAAAGUGAGGGAGUUCAACUUCGAGAAAUGGAAUGCUCGCAUCACUGAUCUACGUAAACAAGUUGAAGAAUUGUUUGAAAGGAAAUAUGCUCAAGCCAUAAAAGCCAAAGGUCCGGUGACGAUCCCAUACCCUCUUUUCCAGUCUCAUGUUGAAGAUCUUUAUGUAGAAGGACUUCCUGAAGGAAUUCCUUUUAGAAGGCCAUCUACUUACGGAAUUCCUCGCCUGGAGAGGAUAUUACUUGCAAAGGAAAGGAUUCGUUUUGUGAUUAAGAAACAUGAGCUUCUGAAUUCAACACGUGAAGAUUUACAGCUUGAUAAGCCAGCUUCAGGAGUAAAGGAAGAAUGGUAUGCCAGAAUCACUAAAUUAAGAAAGAUGGUGGAUCAGCUUUUCUGCAAAAAAUUUGCGGAAGCCUUGGGGAGCACUGAAGCCAAGGCUGUACCAUACCAAAAAUUUGAGGCACACCCGAAUGAUCUGUACGUGGAAGGACUGCCAGAAAACAUUCCUUUCCGAAGUCCCUCAUGGUAUGGAAUCCCAAGGCUGGAAAAAAUCAUUCAAGUGGGCAAUCGAAUUAAAUUUGUUAUUAAAAGACCAGAACUUCUGACUCACAGUACCACUGAAGUUACUCAGCCAAGAACAAAUACACCAGUCAAAGAAGAUUGGAAUGUCAGAAUUACCAAGCUACGGAAGCAAGUGGAAGAAAUUUUUAAUUUGAAGUUUGCUCAAGCUCUUGGACUCACCGAGGCAGUAAAAGUACCAUAUCCUGUGUUUGAAUCAAACCCUGAGUUCUUGUAUGUGGAAGGCUUGCCAGAGGGGAUUCCCUUCCGAAGCCCUACCUGGUUUGGAAUUCCACGACUUGAAAGGAUCGUCCGCGGGAGUAAUAAAAUCAAGUUCGUUGUUAAAAAACCUGAACUAGUUAUUUCCUACUUGCCUCCUGGGAUGGCUAGUAAAAUAAACACUAAAGCUUUGCAGUCCCCUAAAAGACCACGAAGUCCUGGGAGUAAUUCAAAGGUUCCUGAAAUUGAGGUCACUGUGGAAGGCCCUAAUAACAACAAUCCUCAAACCUCAGCUGUUCGAACCCCGACCCAGACUAAUGGUUCUAACGUUCCCUUCAAGCCACGAGGGAGAGAGUUUUCCUUUGAGGCCUGGAAUGCCAAAAUCACGGACCUAAAACAGAAAGUUGAAAAUCUCUUCAAUGAGAAAUGCGGGGAAGCUCUUGGCCUUAAACAAGCUGUGAAGGUGCCGUUCGCGUUAUUUGAGUCUUUCCCGGAAGACUUUUACGUGGAGGGCUUACCUGAGGGUGUGCCAUUCCGAAGACCAUCGACUUUUGGCAUUCCAAGGCUGGAGAAGAUACUCAGAAACAAAGCCAAAAUUAAGUUCAUCAUUAAAAAGCCCGAAAUGUUUGAGACGGCGAUUAAGGAGAGCACCUCCUCUAAGAGCCCUCCCAGAAAAAUAAAUUCAUCACCCAGUGUUAAUACUACUGCAUCAGGUGUUGAAGACCUUAACAUCAUUCAGGUGACAAUUCCAGAUGAUGAUAAUGAAAGACUCUCGAAAGUUGAAAAAGCUAGACAGCUAAGAGAACAAGUGAAUGACCUCUUUAGUCGGAAAUUUGGUGAAGCUAUUGGUAUGGGUUUUCCUGUGAAAGUUCCCUACAGGAAAAUCACAAUUAACCCUGGCUGUGUGGUGGUUGAUGGCAUGCCCCCGGGAGUGUCCUUCAAAGCCCCCAGCUACCUGGAAAUCAGCUCCAUGAGAAGGAUCUUAGAUUCUGCCGAGUUUAUCAAAUUCACGGUCAUUAGACCAUUUCCAGGACUUGUGAUUAAUAACCAGCUGGUUGAUCAGAGUGAGUCAGAAGGCCCCGUGAUACAAGAAUCAGCUGAACCAAGCCAGUUGGAAGUUCCAGCCACAGAAGAAAUAAAAGAGACUGAUGGAAGCUCUCAGAUCAAGCAAGAACCAGACCCCACGUGGUAGACCUCUUCCCUCCUAGGGUAAAUCAGCUUCUGUGUCAGGGAUGCCGUGUGGUGUCCCUCUGAACCCCCUGCAUACGCGUAGCUAAUGUGAUCGCCCCACUUUCACAUAAGAUGGUGGCCCUGCCUUCAGGGAAUGUGGGAGCCAGGUGGGAGACUUCCCGGAUAUUUAAGCUAGAAGAUUCUACAGGGAGAUUCUCCUUGGAUCAAUAUAUGUCUCUCAGUCAAAGAUGUAAAAGCACUUUUGCCUUAAAAAGAAUGUUCUGUUUCUAAAUAGAGUAAACGUUGUCCUCCUCAUUGGAAUUCACUAUGAGUCAGAAUCAUUAGACUGACUUUUUUUUUUUCCAUAGUAAUAGUAUUUUGCAGAGUCUCACAGAGCUGCAGAUCUUUUGUUCAUCUUGCAGAGUUGAGUUAACAAGUCUGAUCCUGUUAUUCCAGAUUUCUUAAAUUUGGCCAAGUUAUAAUAGGAGCAGUAGCUUGAGACCCGAAGUCAGGAAACUUUGACAAUGGAUUUUUUUUUUUUAAUCCAGAGACUUGUACUGGAAUUUGCCUUACCCUGUCAGCUCAUGGACAUAAGGUUUCAUCCCGCUUUAUGAGUGCAUCUGAAUCCAAGUCAUUGUUACCCGAAUUUGCAAAUUGAGUUGUGAUAUUCGUGACUGUUAAAUUCCUGUAAUUAGAUUAACCUCUUUGCUUGCUUGUUUGUUUUCUCUCCUAUUUUAGCUUAAAGUAUCAGUGGUUGAGAAGAGCUUUUCGGACCUGUUACUACCCCAAGCUGUGUAAUAUACUUGUAUAACAGAAAUACCUUCUAUACAAACCUUUUUUUCUACUUUUAGAUAGAAAUGUCUACUUUUUCAGCAGUUCUGUGAAUUAAAGAGCAGAGUGACUGUGGGUCUGGAAUGGCUGGUGUACUUGGGAAUGUACUAUCAGGAUUUUACAGCAAUGCUGGGAAAUGACAGGGAAAAUGACAGGAAUGAAUCUCACCAGAUUUUUUAUGUACUCAGCAGAGCCUUGAGUUACGGUGUUUAUUUUCCAAUCAAGUGAAGAUAUCUCCUACUUCUCCUACUGGAACAUCUCAGCUUCUGCAAUGAAGAAAAAUUCCUGUGAUAGUUCAGUUCUUUAGUUUUUCUAUUUGAAAAAAAAAAAUCAUUUAAAUGAUCCUUUGUUCACGGCUCUCCUUAAUGACUGAGUGAACAGUUCCUAUCUGUAUAUUUGACUAAACCUUUUCCUAAGCUAUCUCUCAUGGUUCCUAUGUUUUUUUAUCAUAAUUAAAAGCAAAACCAUCUGGAUCACCUAACAGUCAGAGGUCAGUAUCUCAGCGUGUGAAUUAUAGAGUAAAUACAGAGAGAACCUCUUCCACUUUUACUUUUCGUCCAAAUAAAAUGCAUGGUGUACCAGAAGUUGAAGAUCGGGUUGAGGAUUGGGGCUAGCUCCAUGACACUAAGGCCCCAACAUCGCGGGACCUGCUGUGGCACGGAUUCUUAGGAACGCUGUUCUAGCCGGCCCCCUCUCCAGGGGUCGCCGUGGCCGGCAUUAUUUCCUAGUUCUUCUUGUAACCCUGAGGUGCCAGCGCGGGGAGUGAGGAGGGGUCAGGGGGCUAAGGGUGCAACUCUGACGUUCUGCGCCUUCCUAGGAGAGUCUUACAUGUGUUGAGAUUUCACAAGCAAUGUGAGUUGUAAAAUACCAGCUCUACAAGAAGCUAGGCUCUGUGACGGCAUAGUUUUCAGUAGCUUUAUCACAAUAUUCACAAUGGAGAAUUAUAUGACAUGGUAGCAGAAAUAGGCCCUUUUAUGUGUUGCUUCUAUUUUACCUCAAAUUGUAGAUAUAGGGUAAUCAAUAAAAUCCAUCCAUGCCUUUCACACACUAA